GCUACAGUCGUGGUUGUUUACUGUCACCGUUGCCUCGUCACCGACGUCGUCCGUCAUCGAACCGUGGACACGUUUCAAUAUCAACGCGCUGUCGAAAGUGGCGCGCAUCGCAUUCUACCGGUGUGGAACCCCGGCAUGAUGGGACUGCGGAUCGCUCCGGUGGCGAAGCGAGCGACGGCGACGAAACCGACAUCGGCUAACGUCAACGUGCAACGAUCCGCUGUUUCUUCUUCCCCGGUCUCCGUCAACGACUCCGUUUCUUGUGGAAAAUUUUCUGCGACAAGUGCUACGGCGACUACGACGGCGUUGAAGAAAUCGGCCCAGAGCGGCUUCCGUCGGCUGCACUCACUGUCGCCCGCUCCGUGCUCCGCGUUUGUGCUCUCGCGGUUCCCGUGCUCUCGCAUCAUCACCUUCGGCGGCAACAGCGACUCGUGCUCGUGCUUGUUCCCAGUCGCGGCGGCGGCGACGCCGGAUGUGCUACCGUCAACUUCGACGACUGUGACCAGCGGCGCGGCAGCGUGGGAUUACUACUGCAAGUCCACUCACACGGGAUACCGAGGGCCGACAGCAAGUAACGCGCUGGCCAGACGGCGGACAUGACGUCGGAAGCCGCCUGCCGGCCGCCCAGCAGUGCCUUCAAGCUGAACGCCAUCUGCGAGAAACUCGCCCGCAGCUCGGACCCGGAAGACCUGGCUGUCGCCAUGGCAGCGGGCGGAGACGACGCCUGCGCCGACGAGGCGCCCGACGACCUCUGCUCGCCGCGGGCGCCGCCCCCUCCUCUCCGGGACCCGGCCGAAGAGGACGACCUCGACGACGAGAGGCCGCAAGCUGCCUUGAACGGGGUCUUAACGGACGACAACUCGGACGACAACGAAGCGGACGACGACGUUCCGCAGGAACCUUCCUUGGUCGCCGUCAGCACAGCCGCCUCCUCGAUGCCCACGGGCGCCGCCUUCAGCGAAGUGCCUUGUCCCUGGCCGGACACUGAGAGUGCCUUGGACGGACGCAUGCGCAACAAGAGGAAGAACUUCCAGCCAAAGAACAUCGCCGCCGCCGUGUUCGCCGACUCGGACGAAGAAGAGGAGGAGGACGACGACGACGAAGGAUGAGCGGGAGGACGCCGAGCAAAGGCGCGCAGCACCCUCCCCGCCCCCGCUGAUGCUGCCCUCGGCGCCGGACGCCGCUCAAGACGGUGACGACGAAGACGACGACGGCGUCCUGUCGCCAUCGGCGUGCUUCAAGGAAGCCGCCGCGUCCUCAGUGACGACGCCUCCUCCGCCAGUACCGACGACAUGUUCGGAAGGCGUCGUUUCUGGUGCAGUUCGCGAGGAGGGACCCCUGGACCUAAGUGACUGUGGCUCGAUGCGCCGAAAGUUGCAGCAGCCCGUCAAACGGGUGCUGUUCAACAGUAGCGCGGUGUCCGCGGAAGGCGGAGGCCUGGCGUUGCCGAGGCUCUCCAGCUUUGCAGAGGCCGUUGUGGACCUCAGUGGCGGGAGUGGUAGCGGUGGUGGUGGGGGUCGCAGGAGCGAGGACGACGACGAUGACGUGCCGACUUCCGCCGCGGAAGACGGCAGGUCGUCAUUGCCGUCUCCUCUGCGGCUGCAGGCGCCCUGUAACGAACCCCCUGUGACCGCGGCCCGGUGGUUCGUCGCCUUUUAUCGGCGGCUCGCGGCAGCAUCACCUACAUCAUCACCAUCACCAUCACCAUCCGCACCAGCAGUUACCGCCUCAUCAGCAUCAACAACAAUCGCACCCACCGCAGCCGCAGCCGCAGCAACAUCAGCCACCUCCAGUUCAACACCAGCAGCACCGAGCCGCUGACGCUAGCCUUAUGAAGGACUACGCGGAAAACACGAUGAAGGAACUGCUGAGCAUGUACGGACUGCACGAUGUGGUCGAGUCUAUAACGAAGCACGUGCCUCUGCAUCACUUCUCCUCCGGCAAAAUCCUGGAGAGCAUGUCUCCAGGAGCGCUGCUAGGCACGCAAGCUUUUCUGCAAAACAUCGAAGCCGUCGCCAGAGCCAAAGAGCAGGCAGCUGCCGCUGCGGCAGCCGCCGCUGGUGCCAACAGCCAGCAACAGCAGCAGCAGUCCGCAGGAACGGGCACAACGGUAGGAACUGGCGGUCCACCCGUGCUCGUCUCCUGCCUCGGCUCGACGGCACACGGUCCCGGAGGGGCUCUGUCGGCGCCACCCCUGAGCCCGGCCUCUUCGAGCUGCGGCAGCACGGGUGCCUCCCUGACCGACGCCACCACAGCAGUGUCGGGCCGCGGCGCGCUGCCUCCGCGGUUAUCGCCCGCGCCGGCGGCCCCGUGCUCCGCCGACGUCCUGGCGAACAAGGGCACCGCGGCCUCCGGAUCCAUUCCCGGAGACGUGGCCAACAAGGCGCUGCAAAUGGCUGGCGCCGCGGCCCAGUCGCUACUUGGUAGUCACGCGCAGGGGAUGCUUCCUCAGGACAUGGCGACCACUCUAUUGACGCUGGCCACCCUGGGUGGCAAGAUGGCGCCCGAGGCGCUGAACAACACCCUCGCCGCUGGCGGCGUUCUGGCCAACGCUCCCGUCUCGUCGUCGUCUUCCAGCGGCGGCGGAAGCAGUCCGCUCGCAGCCGUACCCACCAUGAGCCAUGCGGCCGGUCUUAUGAGUACCAACCUGGCAAACUGCCUUUCAGUGAAACUGGACCAGCCCAAGGUUCCGCCCAUCGACUACUCCCGCUACGUACGAAGGUACUCCAGCGCUACUCAGUGUGGCAGCAAUUACUGCAAGGACCUCAACUACCGAGAACACUUCCACUGCUUGGACUGCAACUCCAGGGUCUUUGUGAAGAAGGAGGAGAUGAUCCGCCACUUCAAGUGGCACAAAAAGCGAGACGAGUCCCUGCAGCACGGAUUUUUGCGCUACAGUCCCAUGGACGACUGCUCGGAGAAGUUCCCCAACUGCGCCCACAACAGGAAGCAGACGCAUUAUCAUUGUCUAAAGGAUAACUGUGACAAGGUGUAUAUCAGCACAUCGGACGUUCAAAUGCACGCGAACUACCAUCGUAAGGAUUCAGCAAUCAUUCAAGAAGGCUUCCAGAGGUUCCGUGCAACUGAGGAUUGUAACACGCCGACGUGCCUCUUCUACGGGCAGAGGACCACGCACUUUCAUUGCCGCCGACCAGGCUGCAAGACCACCUUCAAGAACAAGGCUGAUAUCGAGAAGCACAAGACGUACCACAUCAAAGACGAGCAGUUGAACAAGGACGGCUUCAAGAAGUUCAUGAAACACGAGCACUGCUCGUACGAGAACUGCAGGUUCUCGCGCAUCUGCAACCACAUCCACUGCAUCCGGCCGGGGUGCAGCUACGUGCUGCAUUCCAGCGGGCAGCUGUACUCCCACAAGCGCAAACACGAGCGCCAGGACACCGAGAUGGCCUACCGCAAGUUCAAGCUGGCCCAGAGUAUGCUCAAGAGCUACGGGCAGCCCGGCGACCUACCUCCCGGAAUCACCGCCGAACAGCUGGCCCUGUGCGAGCAGAGCUUGAGUAGCUCGCCCGUGCAGAGCAUGUUCCCUGGCGGCAUACCUUCCGGAACGUCGCCGCUUCAGCAGGGUGCCAACGUCGGCACCGCUACGCCCGUGACGACAGCGUCUGGAGGAGUAGGAAGCCUGGGCCCCGUCGCGGACCCCAAGGGUCUCGUCGGCAACCACCACCACCAGCAGCAGCAACAGCAGCCGCAACAGCAGGCGCUGUCUUUCGACGGCAGCAAGCAGCUCGGCACCAUGGGCCUUAGCAGUAACGGCGGUAGCGGCUCGGCACCGCAGCCCUGCGCGUCCGACGCGAGCCAACAGCCCAAAGCGCACAACAUGCUUGACCCGGCGUUCUUGUCGGCGUUCCUGCCCAAUGCCUCGGGCGUGGGCGCCGCCAUGCACCCGGGUCUGGCGUUCAACUUUGCGACCAGUCAGGGCUUUGGCAGCAGCGCGAAAGAGGACGAGGGCUGCGCGCCGCCGAGCAACGGUCAGCGGGCGCUCGACGCCGCCAGAGAUGCGGGAAAAGUGGAGGAGACCUGGCAGCGGUACAUGGUCAGGUACUCGCCAACGGACCUAUGCCGACCCGAAUGCGAGUUUAUCUACCGCGAGCAUUAUCACUGCACCACCGACAACUGUUCCAUGGUUUUUCCUGGAAAAGAUAUUGGAGGAGUCCAAGAACAUGCAAAAAAUCACGAGCAUCAGGAUCAGAUCACACAGUGCUUCUACCACACCGUGGGAAAGAGCAUUGAUGGAGAAUGCCCACCUGAUUGCCCCUUCACAUUAAAGGAAAAGCACUACCAUUGCCAAUGGGAUGGUUGCAGGGACAUUGUGAGCAGUACUGACAAGCCCUUUCGGCGGCUGGACCACUACAAGAUGCACGAGUACACGACCAAGUUGAGCAUGUCCAGGGACCAUUUCAGUGCCAUCCCGUCAGUGCCCAUAGACGGAGUCUUCAGGCGCAAGCGGGGACGGCCACCAAAGAACCGAAUGAUUGAGUUCCCACUCGGCCCCACUUCACCCCACCUGUCACAAGCCAUCUACGCGAGCUUCAAGCUUCCCAAGCCUGGAUCUAGUCAAAGUAUACCGACUCUCUUUCCAACGUUCCAAGGACCGGGAGGCACCGGUGGACUCCUUGGCAUGCCCGGUCCAUCCAGCAUGCCUCGCAUUCCACUGGGCUCCGGCGGGAUGGACUUCACAGUUGAGAACCAACAGGCACUGCAGUUCCUGCAGCAGCAUCAACACAUCCAGGAGAAGUUGUUGGAGCAGCAGGAAAAGCACUCUGCCGAACAGGCUGCUUUGAUGGCAGUCAAAGCAGAACCGAAGGAGUCGUCGGAGCCAGAGACUACGGCACCUCGCACCACACCCACGCCGUCGCAGCCGACGACAAAUCCUGACGUACACGAGGGCUUCUUCAUCUUCCCGGAGAACAGCGUAUGUCCGGACAGUCUGUGCGCCUUCCUGGGUCAGCGGCACUUCCAUUGCGUCCAGGCACGGUGUCACUACGUGACCGACCGGGAAGACAUCCUUGUGCUGCAUUCCAAAGACUUCCAUGACAACAUCGACAUCAUCGAGGGAUUCGUCUUCUACGACCGAAGCGUCGACUGCCGACUGCCCGGUUGCCACAGCAACAAGGUCAACAGGCACUUCCACUGCACGCGACCCAACUGCAACUACUCCUUCGUUCGCUACUCGACCAUGAGUCUACAUGAACAGAAGCACAGCAGUCCCCAGCAGCACACGCAACAGCAGCCCAACAGCUCACCCUUGCCGGAGGAAGAGGACGAAGGGCCCUCACCUCCGAAGAAGAGGUCCUGCUCCAGCGACGACGACCGUACCGCUAGUCCCGCCGCUAGUGACAGCUCCCAGAAGACGGUUGUCAAGUCGGCCGGAACCUUCUACCCGCUCUCUGCUUUCACGAAUAGCGGCGGCAACGGCAACAACAGCGGCGUAGGCAAGACGGGCAAUGACAACGGCAACCACAACGAGGACGAAGAGGCGGAGAAGGAAAGGCUGCGUACGAGUCCGGCUUCUAGCACGGCCUCUUCGCUGCCUGAUACGGACCAGCAACCGCUCAUGAAACUCCUGAUGAAGCCGACCAUGAGCAGCAUCCCGGUGUCCAACAUAAUCCCGGGUAUGGAAAGGCACAUCAUGUUCAGCGAGUGUCAGAACUGCGGGAGACCCUUUUGCAAGAAGAAGAAGCGAGACCACUUUCAUUGCAACAUAUGUAAUCAGGCUUUCUCGAGCUUCUCUCGGCUUCGACUCCACGUGGGAAAGCAUUCGGGUGCACCAAGUCCCGUACCCGUGUACCCCGACGGACGCACGACACCUUUGUCCGGGCAAUCUUCGCCGGUAUCCUCAACGGCGCAGGGAGACUCGGACGCCGAUGAAGAGCAAGAGACGUCGGCACCUGGGCGCACUGAUUCUCCUUCAUCGAAGAGGUCGUCGCCCGACCCGAGGCCCCAGGGACCCCCUCCACUAAUUCCUCAGGGCUACCAACCUCCAACGAGCACCACAUCGAACAGCAACAACGAGGAUCAGCAGCAGCAACACGCUUUCUUCAACACACCUCCCAAGCUGAGCCUCCAGAACAUACAGAACAUGCAGAACAUGCAGCACAUGUUCUGGCCGCCCGUCUCGUCGCCCGGAAUGAUACCGGGAAUGGCGCCCCUAAACCCGGCCUUGCUGGGCCUGGGAGACAUGGCGGGCCAUCCCAACAUCGACCUGCAGCACCUAGCGCUCAUGUGCCCCUCGGGCGACAUGUUCUACAACUCGGCCAACCAGAUGAACGCAGCCGCGGCUGCCGCCGCCGCUGCCGCAGCGGCCGCCGCGGCGUCCGACCAGAAGCGGCCCCUGUUCGGCAACUGCAAGGGCGAAGAACCGCUCACCAUGGUGAGCGAGGCGAAGCGCAUGAAGAUGCCCAGCCUACGCAUCCUCAAGGACGAGCCGGUGCCCGAGGGCUACGUGCGCUUCCGCUUCAACGAGGACUGCGGCUACCGGCACUGCGGGUAUCGCGAGCACCAGACGCACUUCCACUGCACUCGCAAGGACUGCGGCUACAGCUUCUGCGACAAGACGCGCUUCGUGCAGCACACGGCGCGACACGAGCGUCUAGACACGCUCAUGGGCGGCGACUUCCGCCAGUUCCGCGCCAACGUGCACUGCGGCCGCGCCGACUGCCCGCACGCCGCGAGCCAGGCGGCGGCCAACGGACCUGGCGGCGUGGGCGGCGGCAGUAACAAGGCGUCACACUUCCAUUGCCUCAAGUGCGACUUCGUAUGCACGGAUACCAACAAGGUGGUUGCGCACCGCAGGCAGCACGCCAAGCUGGACAGCAUCAACGCUGCGGGCUUCGAGAAGUACACGCCCUCGCAGAACUGCGGCGUCGACAGCUGCAACUACAACGCGAAGCAGACGCACUACCACUGCCUCAAGUGCCAAUACGCGGUGCUGGGCCUGUCGCAGAUGUCUUCGCACAAGUACCGCCACAUGGACUGAUUGACUGAUGGCGCUUACGGGCGCAGCGGUGUGCGUUGCGGCGUCCGUGACGCGCUGCGCGAGCCGGUCACGUGUACUCGGCACUUUUGUGGUGGUGGCUGAGAAGACUGUCGUUUGUAUCUCUUCUACCCAGUUGCGUGUGUGAUUGGGCGCGCGGGUCUUGAAUGGCACCUCCAAACCGCGCGCGAAGGACGAGCAUUCUUUUUUUUUUUUUUUUGUCGCAAAGGACUAUAAGAGCCUCAUGUGUUGAGAAUGCCAAGCAUUCUGACUUAAUAGUGGACACCUGUUCCCUGGGCCUGUUUUUGUUCUUCCUUCCAAUGUUUCUUUCGCGUGUAGUGCAUCAAAAUGUGUUCUGGUGUCAUUCAACCAGGAUGGCUUCGUGGCAUCACAUUUGCAUUUGUUUUUCUUUUGUUUUUGAGACCUUACGUCACACGGUUAUGUGUCACAAUACAGUCGAGGUCUUGGUCGAGUGUAUAUUUAAGCGUUCAACCCAUACGGUGAGCGAGCAAGAACAAAUGGACAACGUGGGCUGCGGUGUCUGUGACGUAGUGAACAACGUGUGCAAUGCUUGGAUUGUCGAGCCUCUCUUCAUUGUAAUUUCCUUUUAUAUAUUUCUUCCACUCGGCGACACGGUGGAUGUCUAGGCCCUCGGCCCCGUUUGGUCGUGAGGUUAUUGUAUGCUGUUUACAGACUGCACAGCACGUAUAUAUAUUAUAUGUCAUGCAGUAUAAUUGAAAUAAGAUUAUGCACUACAACAGAAGCAGUAAUUUUGUACAUUGCCAUCCCCCCCUUCCUUUUUUUUUUUCGCAAGAGAAACUGUACGUACGUAUGCACUACCUACAAAACAGCUUUGUAGGUUUCCCGGUGCUUGAAUAUCAGCGCUGCUGGUCGUCAGUACACACACACAAAAACACAAUUUCUUUAUUACUCUUGCACAUACCUGUAGGGCAACUAGCGCGGUGCGAGCGUUAUUCUGUAGCUACAUGCGAGUGGUGACGUGGUUUAUAUUUCCAAUUUACUGAUGCCUUUCACCGAAUUUCACUAUCGUUCUAAGCUUUAUUUCUAAAUGCGAAACAUCACUACCUGUGCGCGGCAUUAAAACCAUGACGUGUCACGCCAAUGGGCGCCGUUACUCUGAAUUUUCGCCCCCUCGCGAGAACUUGAAAAUCGUGUCAUUUACUUAUACAGUUGUUAUGGGGAAGGCUUCUUUUGUGUGUCAUUCCAAGACAUCUCGCCUUUUUAUUUUAUUUUAACUUCUUCAUAUGAAGUAGGUAUAUUCCUGAAAUGAAUCGCCCGCUAAGCUUUUAACAAUAGAGACUCUAUGCAAGCGGACAAUGAUCGGGGCAGUGUGCAGUGGGAAAAGAAAGAUCACGCAGUGGCACUUGAAACGGUCGUUCGUUCGCUCACAUGUCCGGUAAAGUUGGUAUUUGAGUUAUGCAGUUCAGGUUAAGAAAAGCUGUAGACAUGCUGACGUGGCGAUGGACGUGAAAGGCAGCUGCAUACUUCGGUGAUGGCUCAGGUUGUAGUUAUGUAAUGUGAAAGGCAAAACGUGUCAGAGCAGUGGUACAUGCACCGAUGUAUAUGUGUACAAAUCAUGUCACGGCGAAGCUAAACACCGAAAGCGUGGGCAGCUUUAGUUUGUGAAAGAACGGCAAAAAGUGUAGAAGAGAAAGACGCCUCCCAGAGGUAGCUGAGGUUGCAUUUAUAGUAAGUACAUCGUGUGGUUUCAGGAAAAACCGUACGGUGGUAUCUGCACUCGUUUUCCAGUUCAUUUGGUCAGUCUGUUUGGUAUACACGAAAAAAAAAAAACAUACAAGAUAUACUCUGUAGGCGUUGAAACACACUUUCACUUAGCAUUUGUGUUUCGGUGUCCCAAAAGCAGCACUGUCGUAUGUGAAUGAGACUGUGCACUCUCGUAAAGAUUUGUAAAACAUCAUGUAGUACGUGGUCGGUUAACUGUAUUUAACUCAAAUUUUAAAUAUCAGCUCGUCUGCUUGCCUGUUUACCGUUGCAGGUCAACGUGACUCACUGCAACUGGCGCACUGUCAUCGCAUAAAAUUCAUUUGUAGCUCAUGAUUUCUUUUUAUUUUCUCUUUUUUUUUGUUAAUGUCAUCGGAAUGCGAUUUCUGGAACAACUUACAGCCUCCCAACGCUGCGUAAAUGUGCUAACAUAUAAGAGGAGAUAUAAAGGUGGCAUUUCGGCAUGCCGUCGGCAAUAUGAAUGCCUUUAUUUUGACAUCUUUUUUUUUUUCGAAUGAAUCUUCGCUUCGUUUUCACGGCAUCUAAUUUUGAGCGCCCUUAAUUUUUUAUUCACUGGUGAAUCGUUCGCGCGCUUGUUGCUCUCUUGCUUCGGUUUUGUUGCUGUACUAGCAUGCUGCAGCGAAUGUUCGCUCGAUGAUGAAAAUUUUCCGGUGAUCGCGUCUCCGAGGCGUUGCAGUGUACGACACAGCAACACUUGGCCGUAUGACAGAGCAUUUCAGCCAAUGGCGAUAAAUUAUACGCCCUCUCCCCUCCCUCCCCCUGUUCGUGUACAUAAUUCAUGCUUAUUUUGUGGUUUCUUUUUUGUUCUUUUUCAAGAGAAAGCUGAAACUCGUGGACAACUCUUAAAUUUAAAAAAAUCCAAAUACACGCGAAGCGCAUGAAUGGCUCUCGUUUUACAACGGGCGAGUUAUUAUUAUUAUUUAAUUUGGUGGAUAGAACAAAAUUGUAUUAUUAAUCGGUAGCAACAUCAGUAGUUGACCUGUAUGUCUUUAUUUAUUUCGAAUUUAAUUUUUUUAUUUACUUAAGCAACCGGUUGCAACUAGUUGACACCGCAAGACGGCACGUGUUGCAAUCCUGUACAUCGCAUUUGUUUGAUCGAUAUACAGAAACGCUGCCUGAUAUCGCAAAGUGUCGAAAGGAACAUCCCAACAAGAAACUUGUUAGCUUCACAAUUGUACAACAGAAAAUGUACUGCAUUAACAUUGCCUACUCCUAUUAGAUGGACGAACCUGGCACAUCAUUUUACAAAGAACGCAAAGUCGUCACUUCGAGUACGUUUGUUUUGCAAAACUCCUUUUUCACCAAUUUCACGUUCAUUUACAGGCAAUGCGUAGACCAUCGGUGUUGCCUGCCUUAGACACUGUAACGAAUACAUACAGCAGAAUUGAGAUGUGUGUUAUCACUGCAGAUUUACUGACCUGUAUGCUUUAAUUCAUUGUACUUUUCGAGUUUUCCAACGGCAUCGAGUGUUUCAGCCUCGAAACUGCUCUCAAAAUUUGCGAACUCUUUGGCUGUUUAAGCUGAAGACACUUCGUUUAAAUCGACUCAGCUCGUGUAUAACGGCAGUAUUCGCGGGUUUCGUGGCUUUUUGAAAUAGGGUGUCGUCCAAGUUUGCAGCUUUUCUCUUUACGCCUGCUGUCUCCAUUUCUUUUCUUUUUUUUCUUUUUUUUGGUCUCAUACCUCUGGACGCUGAGGCGUCGAGGAUGAGGAGAAGUAGGACUGCGUGUUGGGUGAAAUAUAAUCAACCCGGUGAGACUUGUGAGCCUGAACCGCUGCAGGGGCAGAUUACCGCGCGUGUACGCGUUAAUGAAACACGUCUUCCCGCCGAAUGUACAGAAAGAGCGCGACUGGCUGGCCUUGGCGUCUGUAAACACGAGAGGCUAUAGACGACCUAAACUCUAUAUCGUCUUUCCUUCUUCGGGGUGUCCCUUUAAUUUUUUUUUCCCCCGAGCUACCGAGACAGGAAAGACGGAGAGAGAGGUAAAAACCAGCAUUAUUUUUCUAGGGGGAGAUUAACGGCCUGUCGCAGCACGGGAACUAAUUCUGCGCCCAUUUCUCUUUUCACUUCCUUGAUUUUUGUUUUCUUUAUUCUUGAAGCUUGUACAUACCAUGAAUAACAGCAGGCGCAGCGCACGCGUUGCGACCUACAGCGGUCAAAUGAGCUAUGCAUAAUACUUGCCCCUUCUCCCCCUAACCGCCCUUUAUUGGAUUUCAGUGUCGUGGGAUAGCCCAUGCCACGCGUUAGUUCUUUUUUUAUGUUUCCUUAGGUUCCUUCAGCGUACUUUAUCGUUACCAUGAUUUGGUAGCGGACAUUAUUUCUUGUUCCCUUCCUAUUUUGUUCCUGUACGAUAUACUUAACCGAACAGCUCCUGUGCCCAAAUUUUCUUUUCUAUCAUUUUUUUUUACUUUUCCCUACAGCGACGGGCUUCCGCGUUGCUGACUUUCGGGCAGGUCGGAAAAUCAUUCAUCUGUUGUCAAAUGAUGUGGUUGCACUCGGCAGUAAUAAGGGGAAUUUACUCUUGGAGCGAAUUUAACAUGUGCUCAAGGCAAAACUUACCUAUGUGAACAUCUGUCCAAAAAUAAAUUGGAUCUACGUGUCCAGUGCAUUUGCCCAAUUUGUAAGCCUUUGCCCCAUUUUUAGCAACCAGUAUCAAUUUAUGUGUAACUUUCAUGCAAACAAAAGUUAACUUACGCCGCUAAAUAUCUUCAUUGUCUUCUGUAUUUUCGCUGAAUUUCACAUCUGUGUUCUUAUGUAACACUGUGGCACGCGGAAGCCCCAUCACUGCACUACGAUGUGUCCCGGUUAGCAUCUCGCAACCAACGCUUUGACCAAAUGUUCAGUACACGCUGCCGCAGUAGCUGUUCCUCUCGCAUUGUUCACUUUUUUUGUGUGUGUGUCUUGAGUUCGCACGUGUCGACUAGUAUGUCUCAAGGCAGAGAGAGGCGAACUUAUUUAAGCUGCUUUCCAAAGGCCUUUAGUGUGUUCUUUUUUUUUUUCGUACUUUUGUUCUCUCAUCUUCGCUUUCUUUCGAGUUGUCUUUAUGUUUUCCCUUCUUCUCGUCUUGCACAAAUGUUAUUUAAUAUCGAGACUGUUCAGCAUGUGUGCCUCUUGUACAUAGAGGGAUGUGAUCACGAUUUUUAAUAGUGCUGUGUGUGCCUUACAUUUGAGAUCCCCAAAUUUCCCCCCUUAUCCUGUCUCCCAUUUCCGCAAAAUAAAGGAUGUGAUAGAAACAUACAA
Messenger RNA from Rhipicephalus sanguineus (brown dog tick), 11996 nucleotides. RefSeq names its product zinc finger protein castor homolog 1-like. Lineage: Eukaryota; Metazoa; Arthropoda; Arachnida; Ixodida; Ixodidae. Gene Ontology annotation, cellular component: nucleus. The record is from RefSeq and is a predicted model, not a curated record. Gene Ontology annotation, biological process: positive regulation of transcription by RNA polymerase II; regulation of neuron differentiation. Gene Ontology annotation, molecular function: DNA-binding transcription factor activity, RNA polymerase II-specific; RNA polymerase II transcription regulatory region sequence-specific DNA binding.